AUGUCCGGAGAGGAGCACAGCAUGUCCGAAGCGGAGCUGAGCCCCGGAGGUUCGGACGACGCUCGCUCGCUUUCGCCCGGCCACGCCGGAGUGCCACCCGGGCACGACUCACCUCUGACCGGGCCUCCGCCUCAGCUGACUUCGCUGUGCGUGGCGGACGGCUCCGGGGAUGACAGGUCGACGGUUAAAUCGGAAGAUGACGACGAUCGUUUCCCCAUCGGCAUACGGGAAGCGGUGAGCCAGGUCCUGGACGGCUACGACUGGACCCUCGUGCCCAUGCCGGUGCGCGUGAACAACGGAAACAAAGCCAAGCCUCACGUCAAGCGGCCCAUGAACGCCUUCAUGGUGUGGGCUCAAGCGGCCCGGAGGAAGCUGGCCGACCAGUACCCCCACCUUCACAACGCCGAGCUCAGCAAGACCCUGGGCAAACUGUGGAGGCUGCUCAACGAGAGCGACAAGAGGCCAUUCAUCGAGGAAGCGGAGAGGCUGAGGAAACAGCACAAGAAGGACUACCCAGAGUACAAGUACCAGCCUCGGAGACGCAAGAACGGCAAACUCACGCCCGCUAAUGAGUCGGACAGCCCGGGCGAGGGCGAGGCCAGCCACUCCCAGUCGCACUACAAGAGCCUACAUCUGGAGCACAAUGGCGGAGCGGGGUCACCCCUGGGCGACCUGCACCACCACCACCAUCACCACCAUCACCACCACCCUGCGAGUCAGGGUCACAGCCCCCCAACUCCACCGACAACCCCAAAGACAGAGCUCCAGUCAGGCAAACUGUCAGACAGCAAGCGGGAGGGUGCAGCGGGAGGGGCUGGAGGAUCAGGGGGCUCAAGGGGAUCCCUCGGUGUAGGGGGUGAGGGGACCUCCGGUGGUCCUUCUUCGUCCGGUUCCAAGCCCCACAUCGAUUUCGGCACAAUGGACAUCGGCGAGAUAAGCAGUGAGGUCAUGUCCAACAUUGAGCCUUUCGACGUCAACGAGUUUGACCAGUACUUGCCCCCUAACGGCCACCCCCAAGGUGCAGCCGGAGCCCCCGCUGCGGGGACCUCUGCCUCGUCCUAUGCCUACGCCCUGGCUGCGGCCAGUGGUCACUCGGCCUGGCUCUCCAAGCAACAGCAGCAGCCUCAGGGCUCGCCCACGUCCUCCGACCACUCCAAGGCUCAGAUCAAAAGCGAGUCCGGAAGCCACUACGCCGAAGCUUCGUCGUCGCCUUCUUCGGGUGCGCAUGUCACCUACACCCCACUUAGCCUCCCUCACUACGGCUCUGCUUUCCCUUCGCUGGCCUCCAGAGCUCAGUUUGAAUAUGGAGACCACCAGGCCCCUGGGGCGUACUACACCCACUCCAGUCAAGCUCCCGGGCUGUACUCAGCCUUCUCCUACAUGGGCCCUACACAGAGGCCUCUGUACACCACCAUAGGCGACCCCGCCAGUGUGGCCCCCUCCCACAGUCCCACACACUGGGAGCAGCCUGUUUACACCACACUCACAAGACCCUGA
Nerophis lumbriciformis (worm pipefish) is the source of this 1497-nucleotide messenger RNA. NCBI's taxonomy places the organism in Eukaryota, Metazoa, Chordata, Actinopteri, Syngnathiformes, Syngnathidae. The record is from RefSeq and is a predicted model, not a curated record.